Molecule: messenger RNA, 5795 nt
Organism: Clupea harengus (Atlantic herring)
Lineage: Eukaryota; Metazoa; Chordata; Actinopteri; Clupeiformes; Clupeidae
Gene: ap2a1
Product: adaptor related protein complex 2 subunit alpha 1
Exons: 23
Coding region: 780-3749 (989 amino acids)
Biological process (GO): intracellular protein transport; clathrin-dependent endocytosis
Cellular component (GO): AP-2 adaptor complex; membrane coat
Molecular function (GO): clathrin-cargo adaptor activity
Source: RefSeq, a predicted model, not a curated record
CACAGCAAACGCGUUUAGUGCCCGUUGCUUGUGCAGUCACGAGCUACGUCCGGGAAUACGGACCGUAAGAUCUGGCACCUACAUUAUUGAAGACCACGCAUUGAAUACAUUCAAUCCGUGAACCGUUAUUUUCACUAUCUAGCUGUUGUCGUUAAAGAACAUUACUUGAUUGCAUGAUCACGGUCCUGUGGGUGAUGUACUCCAAUAUUUGACAUUGCUAGCUAGCUAGCUAGCUAGCUGUUUAGCUAGCUUGCCUUGCGUGACUCAUGUUCAGUGAUCUAGAGUGAUAGGUUGUUAUUUUGACAUUUCUUUUGCUACCUUGUGAAAUUACGUGCAUUAGAGGAAGAAUCUAUCUACAGUGACAUUUCGCUCCCGUCUUAUAUUAAACUGAGAUACAUUUAGAUGCGCGUGUUGACGUUUAGUCGGUGAAACGCAAAUAGGCAGGUUUGAAUGAAUUAGCCAACGGAAACAGCAGCUAGCUACCCGUCGCAGCUAUCGUUAAACUAAACCAAUAGUUAGCUAGCCACCUCAGCAGGCAGCGCUGCAGCCACAGAAUAUACGUUCGCUUGAGCUAGCUAAUCUAGCUUGCUAGCGUUAACCUUUUACGAGUUAGUUAGCCAGCUAUUAUUAGAUAUUAGCUAACAUUGUACGUCCAAUACGAUAAUUCAUAUAGGUUAGGUUGCAAGCCAACAUUAUAUUGAAAUCAACGAGCUAAAUAACACACGAGCGCAUCACUACAUUUACAUUUUCUCUGCGAUUGAAACGGGAGUGAACCGAAAAUGCCGGCUGUGUCGAAGGGAGAUGGAAUGCGAGGAUUAGCGGUGUUCAUUUCGGACAUCAGGAAUUGUAAGAGCAAAGAAGCUGAGAUCAAGCGCAUCAACAAGGAGCUGGCCAACAUCCGCUCCAAGUUCAAGGGUGACAAAGCUCUGGAUGGCUACAGCAAGAAGAAGUAUGUCUGCAAGCUGCUGUUCAUCUUUCUUCUGGGUCAUGACAUCGAUUUCGGACAUAUGGAGGCGGUCAACCUGCUCAGCUCCAACAAGUACACCGAAAAGCAGAUUGGUUAUCUGUUCAUCUCAGUCUUGGUGAACAGCAACAGUGAGCUGAUCCGGCUGAUAAACAACGCCAUUAAGAAUGACCUGUCCAGCAGGAACCCCACCUUCAUGUGUCUGGCUCUCCACUGCAUUGCCAACGUUGGUAGCCGCGAGAUGGCCGAGGCCUUCGCUGGAGAGAUCCCACGCAUCCUGGUGGCAGGGGACACCAUGGACAGUGUGAAGCAGUCAGCGGCCCUGUGUCUGCUGCGUCUCUACAAGACUUGCCCUGACCUGGUGCUCAUGGGCGAGUGGACCUCCAGAGUGGUGCACCUGCUCAACGACCAGCACAUGGGUGUGGUUACUGCAGCCAUCUCCCUCAUCACCUGCCUCAGUCAGAAGAACCCAGAUGAGUUUAAGACCUGCGUAUCCCUGGCUGUAUCCCGUCUCAGCAGGAUUGUGUCGUCAGCCUCCACUGACCUACAGGACUACACCUAUUACUUUGUGCCAGCGCCCUGGCUCUCCUGUAAGCUGCUGCGCCUGCUGCAGUGCUACCCCCCACCAGAGGAUGGCGCUGUCAAAGGCCGGCUGGUGGAGUGCCUGGAGACCAUUCUGAACAAAGCCCAGGAGCCGCCCAAGUCCAAGAAGGUCCAGCACUCCAACGCCAAAAACGCCAUUCUCUUUGAGGCCAUUGCGCUCAUCAUCCACUAUGACAGUGAGCCCAAUCUGCUGGUGCGCGCCUGUAACCAGCUGGGCCAGUUCCUGCAGCACAGAGAGACCAACCUGCGCUACCUGGCUCUGGAGAGCAUGUGCACGCUGGCCAGCUCCGAGUUCUCCCACGAGGCCGUCAAGACGCACAUCGAAACAGUCAUCAACGCGCUCAAGACUGAGAGGGAUGUGAGUGUGCGCCAGAGGGCUGCUGACCUCCUCUACGCCAUGUGUGACCGUAGCAACGCCAAACAGAUUGUUGCCGAGAUGCUGAGUUACCUGGAGACAGCCGACUAUUCCAUCAGAGAAGAAAUGGUGCUGAAGGUGGCCAUCCUGGCUGAGAAGUAUGCUGUGGACUACUCCUGGUAUGUGGACACCAUCCUCAACCUGAUCCGCAUCGCAGGAGACUAUGUCAGCGAGGAGGUCUGGUACCGUGUCAUCCAGAUCGUCAUCAACCGGGAUGACGUGCAGGGCUACGCUGCCAAGACCGUCUUUGAGGCGCUCCAGGCACCAGCCUGCCACGAGAACAUGGUGAAGGUCGGAGGUUACAUCCUGGGAGAGUUUGGCAACCUCAUCGCUGGUGACCCCCGGUCUAGCCCCCUAGUGCAGUUCAACCUGCUGCACUCAAAGUUCCACCUGUGCUCAGUCCCCACACGGGCUCUCCUGCUGUCGGCCUACAUCAAGUUCAUCAACCUGUUCCCAGAGACCAAGAGCACCAUCCAGGAGGUGCUGCGCUGCGACAGCCAGAUCCGCAACAGCGACGUGGAGCUGCAGCAGCGGGCCGUCGAGUACCUCAAGCUGUCCUCCAUCGCCAGCACCGACGUUCUGGCCACCGUUCUGGAGGAGAUGCCUCCGUUCCCUGAGAGAGAGUCGUCCAUCCUGGCCAAGCUGAAGAAGAAGAAGGGGCCGGGGGCCGUGUCCGUGGAGCUGGAGGAUGGGAAGAGAGAGGGAGGAGAACUGAACGGAGGAGGAGAGAGGGGAGACACCCCUGCUAUGUCUGCUUCCAACGCCUCCACGCCCUCUCCAUCAGCUGACCUGCUGGGUCUCCGCCCGGCGCCUGCGGUUGGCUCAGCCCCUCCCAGCGUUGGCAGCCUAUUGGUGGAUGUGUUUUCAGAGGGACCGGCAGCAGCCAGUGCGGGUGUCAAUGACGACGGCUUCCUGAGUGGCAGAGAUCUGGAACAACCCCCUGAGACCUCUGACGCCCUAUUGGCUGAGGGUCCUGGUGACUCGGAUUCUGCCCCUCCCCCUGCUGCCUCUGAGGAGCCUGCUCCCCCUCUUCCUGAAGCAGAAGAUCUGCUCAACAAGUUUGUGUGUAAGAAUAAUGGAGUCCUGUUUGAGAACCAGCUGCUGCAGAUUGGAAUCAAGUCUGAGUAUCGCCAGAACCUGGGGAGAAUGUACUUGUUCUAUGGCAAUAAGACUUCAGUGCAGUUUGUCAGUUUUUCCACUGCAGUCUCCUGCCCAGGUGAACUGCCGACUCAGCUGAAUUUGCAGACUAAAACAGUGGAGCCUCUGAUAGAGGGCGGGGCCCAGGUGCAGCAGGUUGUCAACAUUGAGUGUCUGACUGAUUUCAUUGAUGCACCGCUCCUCAACAUUAAGUUCAGGUAUGGAGGAGCCCUGCAGAAUAUCACCCUCAAGCUUCCCGUCACCAUCAACAAGUUCUUCCAGCCCACUGAGAUGGUAUCACAGGAGUUCUUUCAGCGCUGGAAACAGCUCAGCCAGCCCCAGCAAGAGGCCCAGAAGAUCUUUAAAUCAGGCCACGGCAUUGACACAGAAGUGGUUAAAGCAAAGCUGCUGGGCCUUGGGACCGCCCUGCUGGAGAACGUGGACCCCAACCCAGAAAACUUUGUGUGUGCUGGUGUCAUCCAGACCAAGGGCCAGCAGGUGGGCUGCCUACUCAGACUGGAGCCCAACGCCCAAGCCCAGCCUGGGGAGCAGAUGUACCGGCUGACUCUUCGCAGCAGUAAGGACACCGUCUCCAAACGUAUUUGUGAUCUGCUGUCGGAACAGUUCUAGAGUCUUCUCCUCCUCGAAUCCAUGCCUAGACCAUCACCUUCCUAGAGCCCUCACGCUGACCAGCGUUCUACUUUCCAGAACCCUGAACAAAGAAAAAUCUUCAGAAGCAUUCGUACAUAAGGGAAAAAAAAACACAGCCGGCGUUCUGCGUCGGCCAUAUAACUGUCCUAAUUACAAUUAUUAUGAUUAUUAUUAUUAUUACUGUUAUCAUCAGCGCUACAGUUCUUGUUUUUAUUGGUGUUUACGUGUGUGUGUGUGUGUGUGUGUGUGUGUGCACGUGUGUGCACGUGUGUGCACGCACGCACGUGUGCGUGUUUGAGUCAGAGAGUGUGUGUUAGUUGGCAUGAGUGUGAGUGAGCGGGUGUGUGUGGUACAGAAUUGUGGUGAUUUGUUGUGUUCUCCGUCCGGACUGGUGACUGGUGACUGAAGCGUGCGUUGUGCUUGUGUUGGCAGCUGGUGCGAGCGUAGUGCUGGGAGGGGGAGUGGGUGUGGAGUGGUUGACGUGCACUAACAUUUCAACUUCAGAGAGCAUUCCUGUGAAGUGUUUGCAUACACCAGACACGCACCAACACACCUCCCGUAACAUUCCUUGAGCGCCAUGGAUAGGAGGAUGCACCAAACCCCUUCCCCUACUCGCUCACAUGCACAAAUCUGAGGAAAUGUACAGAUGAAGUAGAAAUACACCAAGGCAGAAACUUGCCCCUUUACAGCCCAACCACCCCCCUUUCCAAUCUUCCCAGUACAACCUCUGACUUUAGUGCUCUCUGCUCUGACUACACACACACACACACACACAGCAUGUAUCACUGCAAAGAUUCCAAAUCAACAUUCCCAUAUUCCCAAGCGCAGGAGAGCAGGCUUAGUGCACUUUAUCGAGGCUCAGGCAGGGGAGUGAUCAUGCACCCUUCAUUGACCCUUCAUUGACCCCUCACGUGGGCUCACCAUUUCUACCCCCCUGAUUACUGAUGAGAUGAGUCCAGAGUUUGGGAGUGGUUGUAGCGUGUGUAUGUGUGUGUUGUUUUUUGUUUGGUUUGUUUGUUUUUUUUUUUUUUUUUUUGUAUUUACUUGUCUAUUUUGUCUCAUCUCAAUGCUGAUGUUAGUGGUGUGUUAACUUGAAGCUUGUUGCCCCAUUUCAUUGUUUUGUACAUUUCAUGAUUUCACGGUGUGGUUUAAAUGUUAGGGUUGUGUCCAGAUGUCCAGUUCUCUUCUGUUAGAGGAGAGAUGGAUGAUCGGACCACAGGGCAGCGGGAGGGAGAUGAGAAUGUCCUUCGUCUAUCCAUUUAUCUGCCUGCACGUGAAGAAUGCAGCAGAGUAUUCUUAUGUAAACAAACACACACACACACUACAGAGAUCUGCGGUGAAACAUCAGCCCUCUGCUCUUGCGGUCAGAUAAAUAAAUAAAUAAAUACAUACAUACAUACAUACAUACAUACAUACACACACACACACACAACACAACACACGGGACUAAAGCCAGAAUUGUGUAUUGAGUUGUGGUGAGGUUGUGUCAGAUGUUCCACAGCACCUGUUUGAGCACUUAUCAUGUGAACAUGUUUAAAUAUGCGAGUGCUCUGAUGCACACACACUAGUCUAAGAUAACACACAAGUCAUCAAUGCAUACACACAUCUUAGAUAGCAGAAAAAAAAGCAAAGAAAGAUUAGGACCAAACCAGCUGCCAACAGUCAACCGCAACGCCAGGGAUCAUCUUGCUUUGGUUCAGCAUUAGGUGUGUAUGUGUGGGAUGAGUGUGACUGUACCAUAUUAUAAGAAAAAAAAAAAUCUAAUGAAGUUUAUGGGACGCUGUCAUAUAUGUUGAAUAAGGAGUCACUAUGCUUCCCUUGAUGCAACUUAGCAUUCAGUGGGACUAUGUCAUUGUAGUUGAAUUUGAAUCAUUGUCAUAUUUGUGUGUGCGUGAGCGUGUCUGUGCAGUAUCCGCUAGCUAAUACAGCCCCAGUGUAUCGGUGUUGAACCUGUCAGAUACCUGUGUUAGAUUCCAAUUUACUCUGUACUGAAAAAUGUGAAAGUAAAACUAUGCCAUAUAUUCA